UGUACAAAAAUGUGAAGAUUGCGAAUUGUACCGAUUGGACAAGAGUUUGACGUAAUGACGUAAAUAGGAAAACGAAGAAGAAAUGCUAAGUACUUGUGUAGUGAGUGAGUGUUCAAUCGGGCGUUAAUAUUUACUUAACUAAUAUCUACCCACUUUGUAAUUGAUUUACUGAAAUUUAGUAAUAACGCGAUGAAUAUCCGUUUCCGUCUUUAAACUGCCGUUAGGACAGAGUCUUGUGUCUCGAAAUCUGGUUCGCCCUGACUAAAAGUGAAAUAAAUAGCGAAUAAAAUAGGAAUUUGUAUUUAUCUAGCCAUGGAGUCCGAGUAUCAGCCAAAAGUUAGUCCCAUGCGAGCAUAUUCAGUUAUGCACGGAAACACUGCGGAGGCGGACGAGUCCUUCACCAGCCUUUCGGAUUACCACGACUACGAGCCCAGGCUGGAGUUCGACGACUCGGAGCUGACGCAGCCCAUACCCAGCGAUGAUCUAGAUCUACCACCAGAACUGCUGGAUAUACCCGACAACCUACUAGUUAUACCCGACAACCUACUACAGCGGUCGGCCAGCGAUGGGACCAUUGAAGAGAACUUCGAGGAGGAGCUGGCUGCCAAACUCGAGGAGAUCUACACCGAGAUAGCGGCAACGACGCUUGACGACACCUUCACGGAGCUUGACGAGAGCCGAUUGGUGGAAGUGGUGGGCGACGACGCGUUCGGACGACGCAUCAUCGUUGUGUCCGCCUGCCGGCUGCCCUCCAAUAAGGAGCUGCCCCCAGACAAGCUACUUAAGUACCUGAUGUGCACCCUGGACAAAUACGUCGAGCAAGACUACAGCCUGGUGUACCUACACUACGGCCUCACAAGGAACAACAAACCGCCCACAUCCUGGCUCUGGAAGGCCUACAAGGCCUUCGACAGGAAAUACAAGAAAAACCUUAAAGCCCUGUACCUGGUUCACCCAACUAACUUUAUAAGGAUAGUCAUGCAGAUGUUAAAGCCGGCCAUAAGCGUGAAGUUUGGGAGGAAGGUCAUGUAUUUUAACUACCUACACGAGCUGCACCCGCAUGUGGAUUUGGAUAAGUUGAGGAUACCAGAGCAGGUUACUGAGUACGACCAACAACUACUCUCCAAAAACCCAAAAGCUGCUGAAGCUGCCAAACUAAUAUUGGAAAAGCAACCGAUAGCGGAACAGACAGACAAUAGUAAGGAUGGUCUCUCACCGCCACCGACGCAACAGUUUGGGGUGUCGCUGCAGUUUAUAAAGGAGAACAAUUCUAACAUGGUGGAUGCCAUACCGCCGGUGGUGAGGCAGUGUGUGGAGUUCCUUUCGCAGCCGGAUGCAUUAGAAACUGAGGGUAUAUUCCGUCGAUCAGUGAACAUUUCCGUGAUAAAAGAGCUCCAGAGACUCUGCAACCGCGGCGAGCCGAUAUCCUUCAAAGACAAUCCACACAACGCCGCGGUGCUGCUUAAGACCUUCCUUAGAUAUCUGGAGGAGCCAUUACUGACGUUUGACCUUUAUGAGGAGAUCUUGAAGUUCCAAUUGUGGUCGAACCGCGACAAGCCGAGGCAUGUGAAAAUACUCAUCCUAGAAUGGCUCCCGCCGAACAACUAUAAACUAUUGAAGUACAUCAUACAAUUCUUAUGGAAGGUACAAGACCGGAGCUGCCUAAACAAAAUGACUAGCAGCAACCUCGCGGUUGUGUUCGGUCCGAACCUCGCCUGGCCGCCCAACGGCCAGAUGUCCCUGCAAGCUAUCGCGCCCAUCAACGCAUUCACCGACUUCCUACUGAAGAAUCAGGAGACUAUAUUCAUUAUUUAAGCGUUGGUGCUCUGGUAAUGAAUUGAUGUUAGAAUUUAUGGGUACCUAAUACAUCGAGACAGCAUAAAGCAACACUGCGGAGUGAAAAGCAAGGAAAAAACAGGACUAAAAGCGUGGUUCGUCCGACUAAGGAUAAUUAUGUAAAAAUUGAAGAGAGCGGUUUCGCCGGCAAGUCUAUUACAUUAACUUAGUAUAUCUAGAUAAGUUAAAUUUCCAUCUAGAAUUUGACAUGCUUAGAUUGCUUAGUACCGCGGCAGCGAAUUUAAACUUCCAAUUUAUUCUAAGUAUACGGUAUACACAAAAAAAAUUAAAAUCCCUCUAAAGGCGUCGAUGGUUAAGGCGUAGCCAAACUCAUCAGUAGGCCAAUACAUAACCUCGUAAGGCCCACCAUACAAAGUUUCCCUAUUUUUAAUUUGAACCUUGUUGUAUAGAAGAUUAGGGUGACUUUCGUUUGUUUCAGAAAAGAAUGUAACAAAAGAAAUGCUACUUAAUUCAGUUAGUGUAAGGUUCAAAUUAGAUUGAAACAGAGUACACAUUGUGAUGAACAUUGGGCCUUACGAUGAUAAUAUAUGUUUUGCUUCUCUCAAUUAGUAAAAUGAAUUCUCAAAUUAAACUUACAAUUUAUUUAGUUUUUAAUUUGAGAUUGCUUGAAGCGAAUUGUUUUACGUAAAUAUUACAGCUACAAGUAAAACAAACCAUAUCCCUGCUUUUCUGUUGUAUAUAAUUAAUUAAUUAUGUACGACGGCAAAGGGUAUAAAUAUCAGACACAAACCACAGGAAUGUUAUGAUCUGAGCUACUGUAUAUAAUCUUUGGGAUACUGAAAUACAUAUUUCAAAAUUAGAUCUGAUGAAAUUACAUAUAAGCUGUGUAACAGAAAGUUUUCUAAAUUCUAGUGAUUAUAUGAAUAUUAUCUAAACUACCAAUUAAAUUUAAUAAAUAGGAAGGUCAAUACGGAUAAGUGUGGCUGGACAUUAGGGCCCGUUUACACAUUGAUUAGUGUUUGUGAACUAACAUUUCGCUGCCCCAAUAUUACAGGAUUCUAUGUUUCACUUUUAUCGAACUGAGAUUUGAACUUUAUCGUAGUGACAUUAAGUCGAAUUUCAACUAUCUUGAAAAUGUAACAUAGAACCCUGUAAUAUUGGGGCAGCGAUUUGCUACUUGCGUUUAGUGUAAACAGGCCCCGGUAUGAAGGCCAGUUACACUUUUUCCACAGCCACACUUACCCAUUUACCUUACAGUAGGUACCUUUUCCCAAUGUUGUUUAAACAAGUCUUCUAUGAAAAUCCUCAAAUGAAUUGUAACUUAAUCUUCCUUAUUUUAAACAGAAGUCAUGGCAAAAUAUAAAAUAAAAAUUCUUCCUUAUCAUGGUUCGAGGCUACGCUAUCAAAGUAACCUUCACUCUUUCAAGUAAGGUUUACAUUAGGUCGCUUGCGCCCGUCACCGUCACCUUGCUGUGUGAGUGACGUUUUUGUUUACGACGUAAAGCGCUCAAGGGGCUUAAAGUUUGUUGAUCGCUCUACACCCUGAUGUGAUACGUAGUGCUGGAACGCUGAUGUCGCGAACUGUCACGGGAAGAAAUUUACAAUGACAGUGCAAACUGUCAAAAACCCCUGACUGUUUGUGUUUAGUAAGGAGAUUUCCGUUAACUUUUUAAAAAGACGGUUUAGUUAGGCUUCAUUUUUAAAUUUAAAUAAUUAAUAACAGAUUAAUAAUAUAUACUUUUAAUUGUAUUAUUACUUCAAUGGUUUUCGGCUUUAUUUAGAUAUUUAGGGAUUCCUUUGCAUAGUAGGAAAGUUAAAGGAAUGUUAAAAAUGCGAUGAAUGGUGAACCAGACGAAGAGUAGGAAUGUGUAUGAAAUCAUAUCAUUUCACACACAUAGGUAGAAAUGACAGUAUUUGCUUCUAUCCAAUAAUGAAGCUGGUUAAUUGGGCUUCCUUUUUAGACCAUCGGGUCAACACAUUAGACGGUGCUCUGUGGAACGCCGCCAUACCUACUUGUGGUUAGACAUGAGAAUUUUCUGUUUCCAAAUAAUAGUAACAUUUGGGAGGGAUAGUCCUGAACAGACAAGACCCUUAAUAAAUUUCAUAGAUUUUUGUUAGAACAAUAAAAUUAUCGCCGAUAAACAGAGUAUGGCGUCACCACUGUGCGGUUGAACCUUUCUGUAGAUCUGCAGUAGACUAGAAAUAUAUAUUCGUUAGAUCAGUCUGAUCAGAGCCCGCAGAGGCCUCAUCGCAUAAUUUUAUGGCUAAAAAAGUUAUAGUGUACUGAACUGAAAAUUGCACGUCCAUGAUGGAUAUAAAGCAUCAUUAUCAUGUCCAACUACAAGUAUGGCGUCACCACUGUGCGGUUGAACCUUCUGUAGAUCUGCAGUAGACUAGAAAUAUAUAUUCGUUAGAUCAGUCUGAUCAGAGCCCGCAGAGGCCUCAUCGCAUAAUUUUAUGGCAAAAAAAGUUAUAGUGUACUGAACUGAAAAUUGCACGUCCAUGAUGGAUCUAAAGCAUCAUUAUCAUGUCCAACUACAAGUAUGGCGUCACCACUGUGCGGUUGAACCUUCUGUAGAACUGCAGUAGACUAGAAAUCUAGAUUCGUUAGAUCAGUCUGAUCAGAGCCCGCAGAGGCCUCAUCGCAUAAUUUUAUGGCUAAAAAAGUUAUAGUGUACUGACUAACCUGAAAAUUGCACGUCCAUGAUGCUUUAGAUCAGUGGUUCCCAAAGUUGACAGGGCUCCGACCCACCUAACAUAAACUGCCAAAUUCGGGACCCACCUCUUGGCCGUCUUAAAAAGGGGGCAUAAAAUAUUAUUUGUAACGUUAAGAUGCCCUAGUAGUUUCAGGGCCCACUCAAUAUUCGCUCGCAACCCAUAGUUUGGAAAAUGCUGCUUUAAGUAAAAAAAAAUUACAUGAAAAGUACGUCAAGCGACGAUGAAAGUAAAUAGGUCCAUAUAGAACGAGGCAUGUCUCAAGGGUAUCGCCUCGUGAAGCAACUUAGUCUGUAAAAUAUAAGAGGUACCUGGGCAAUUUUAUUCGAACUUAUACACUAAACUUUUUUUAUUUGGAAAAUCUCAUGUUAUUUCUACUCAGAAUCAUGAGCUCUUUCUAUUUUAACAGGAGAUAAAAUGUGUCCUAACAUUUUUAUUUCCAUUCCGUUUGACUUUGUAUGCGGUAACGGAAUGGAAGCAACGAAAAAUU
Molecule: messenger RNA, 5002 nt
Organism: Cydia strobilella
Lineage: Eukaryota; Metazoa; Arthropoda; Insecta; Lepidoptera; Tortricidae
Gene: RhoGAP68F
Product: rho GTPase-activating protein 1
Exons: 10
Coding region: 313-1815 (500 amino acids)
Biological process (GO): small GTPase-mediated signal transduction; negative regulation of endocytic recycling
Cellular component (GO): cytoplasm
Molecular function (GO): GTPase activator activity
Source: RefSeq, a predicted model, not a curated record